This is a messenger RNA of Haliotis rufescens (red abalone), 915 nucleotides long. RefSeq lists its product as uncharacterized. The transcript has 2 exons. Lineage: Eukaryota; Metazoa; Mollusca; Gastropoda; Lepetellida; Haliotidae. The coding region runs from base 1 to 915 and encodes 304 amino acids. The record is from RefSeq and is a predicted model, not a curated record.
AUGAAGCAUGGUGAGUUCAGACUGUGGGAUGCUGUGAAGCAGGGUGGGUUCAGACUGUUUGAUGCUGUGAAGCAGGGUGGGUUCAGAUUGUUGGAUACUAUGAAGCAGGGUUGGUUCAGAGUGUUGGAUGCUAUGAAGCAUGGUGAGUUCAGACUGUGGGAUGCUGUGAAGCAGGGUGGGUUCAGACUGUUUGAUGCUGUGAAGCAGGGUGGGUUCAGAUUGUUGGAUACUAUGAAGCAGGGUUGGUUCAGAGUGUGGGAUGCUCUGAAGCAGGAUGAGUUCAGACUGUUGGAUGCUGUGAAGCAGGGUGGGUUCAGACUGUUGGAUGCUAUGAAGCAGGGUGGGUUCAGACUGUUGGAUGCUAUGAAGCAGGGUUGGUUCAGACUGUGGGAUGCUCUGAAGCAGGGUUGGUUCAGAGUGUGGGAUGCUAUGAAGCAUGGUGAGUUCAGACUGUGGGAUACUAUGAGGCAGGGUGGGUUCAGACUGUUGGAUGCUAUGAAGCAGGGUGGGUUCAGACUGUUGGAUGCUAUGAAGCAGGGUGGGUUCAGAGUGUGGGAUGCUCUGAAGCAGGGUUGGUUCAGAGUUUUGGAUGCUAUGAAGCAUGGUGUGUUCAGACUGUGGGAUGCUGUGAAGCAGGGUGGGUUCAGACUGUGGGAUGCUAUGAAGCAGGGUGGGUUCAAACUGUGGGAUGCUAUGAAGCAUGGUGAGUUCAGACUGUGGGAUGCUGUGAAGCAGGGUGAGUUCAGACUGUGGGAUGCUGUGAAGCAGGGUGGGUUCAGACUGUUGGAUGCUAUGAAGCAGGGUUGGUUCAGAGUGUGGGAUACUAUGAAGCAGGAGGCUGUGUCGGUGAAUGCGACGCCAGAGGUCUACCCCGUCCUGUUCUUGUGUCUGGCUCCGUGUCAACAGAUAGUGUGA